UUUCAACCACCCGUGAUAGGUACCACGUGAUAUCUCUGCAUAUAAAUACGCCAUCAUCUUCCAGACCAGCAAUUGAGUCAAGAUGGAGAAAGUUGCGAGUUGCGCCGCUUUUCUGCUGAUCUUAAUGUUUGUGCAGGAAUCGAGCUGUUUUCCACGCUCAAUUUCUAAAGCAUCCUUCAAGCCUUUGGAAGCAAAGCUUCAGAGAAAUACUGCAUUCAAACGACAGGGCCCCCCUCCCCCGCCGCCACCUAAGCCUGUAUGGGAAAUCAUAGGAAAAACAAGAGAAGACUUCAUUAAUGAGCAUAAAGAUGAACUUACAUCCGAAGUAAGGGCCACUAUUACAGCAGAAAUGGAGGGUAUAGUGGAAAACAUAACGAGGGGCAUGGAAGAAUUCGCUAGGACCUUGUCCUGCAUGGUGAUAACAAUGGCACAGGGGACGCGCUCGGUGGAUGCUGGCGAAAGUUUAACUGACAUUAAAAAUGACAUCGUAUCAGAGGAAGAGGCUGAGGAGAGAGAAUUAGAUGACUUGUUUACUUACCUUGGACUGGAAGACGACACGAAAAUCUGUAAGUUAUGA
This is a messenger RNA of Saccostrea cuccullata (small rock oyster), 577 nucleotides long. RefSeq lists its product as uncharacterized. The record is from RefSeq and is a predicted model, not a curated record. The coding region runs from base 83 to 577 and encodes 164 amino acids. NCBI's taxonomy places the organism in Eukaryota, Metazoa, Mollusca, Bivalvia, Ostreida, Ostreidae. The transcript has 5 exons.